AUGACAUCCACCUGCAGUGUCUGUAGUGCUCCAGCGGCACACCGUUGUGCUGGCUGUCAGCAGGUUGCCUACUGUGGGCGUGAUCAUCAGCGAACCGAUUGGAAGGCUCAACACCGGAACCAGUGCCGGCGGUACAAAGUGGAGCGAAAUGAACAGCUCGGGCGCCAUUUGGUGGCUACCAGAAGCAUCAAGCAGGGUGAGAUCAUAUACCGUGAUGAGCCGUACGCGAUCGGGCCGAAGAUGGCGAGUGUUCCACUCUGUCUCGGAUGCAACCGCAACCUAAUGCCGCUCUGGCAGGAAUCGCGUGUGACUACGGCCCGUUUCCACGAAUGCACCCGGUGUGGUUGGCCACUGUGUGGUUCUGGUUGUGAGCAAGCACCCCAACACCUGCUAGAGUGCUCCGUACUAGCUGCUAGCGGUUACCGACCCAACAUCCGACCAGAUCCAGCCACACCGGAGAAAAGAGAAUCGGCGUAUUGUGUGAUUGUGCCGCUACGGGUACUACUGCUGGAGAAACACUCACCUGAUCGGUACGCGACCGUGCAGGGGUUCGAGUCACACCUGACAGAGCGGCUUGCGAGUCCUCUGUACAGUGUGCUGAGAGCGAAUCUGGUACCUUUUAUCCGAACCGUGCUAGGGUUGAAGCAAUAUACCGACGAGAUGGUACUGCAGGUGAGUGCCAUCCUCGACACGAACUGCUAUGAGAUCAGGCUGCCAAAUCAACACGUGAAGGUGCGAGGACUCUACCCGCUGGGGGCGAUGUUGUCACAUGACUGUCGACCAAACACGCGCCAUUAUUUCGACGAACAGUGGCGUAUGGUGUUGGUGGCAGCAGUCGACAUCCCGGCCGGUGCAACCAUCCACGCAUCCUACACUCAACCGCUCCUUGGGACGCUUCACCGGAGGUUGGCUCUUAAGCAGGCAAAGUGCUUCGAUUGCGCGUGUGAUCGGUGUCGUGACCCUACUGAGCUAGGAACCAACGUUGGUGGCUUCCGAUGUCCACACUGCCGUCGACAACCGAGCCUGAUUGUGCCGGUCGAUCCGACUAACAACCGGACGUCCUGGCGCUGUCAGAAUCGUCGCUGUUCGUACCAGGAACCUCCGGAGCAGUACGUUGCUCGGUGUGAGCGGAUGCAGCGCGAGUUGUUGGCACUCGAUCGUACCGAUCCAGCCCAUUAUGAGGCGUUCCUGACGCGCCAUGAACCUAACCUUCAUCGCUGGAAUGCGUACAUCCUGCAGGCGAAGUACGCGCUCACACAACUUCUAGGAAGUGCUCGUCCACACGCCGACAAAGCGCCGCUUGAAGUGACAUUACGGCGAACGGUCGAACUAUGCCGGGAUCUGCUGUUUGUCGCCGACCAACUCGAGCCCGGUUUCGGGUGUUUCCGGACGAAGCUGCUGCUGGAGCUUGGAACCGCCUUCGGUGGGUUACGCACUCUCGGUAUCUUAUCGGAACCUGAGCGGCAGGAAUGGGAGUCGGUGUGCGGGGAGUUGGAUCGCAUCGCUAAAACCGACCCUACGGUGGAGUUGGGUGGACUUCCUCGGCCUUAAAGUGACCACACCCGAUUACAUCCGAAGGGCUGAUGAAAGGGCAGGAGCUUUCAGGAUUCUCAACCCCCUCACACUAUAAACGACGAAAGCAACACUGAUUAAAUGUCACCCCAUUUGAGCGCUACUCGAUGAUUGACCGAGAGUUCGAGAAUAAAUCUGUACCUUUCAUCCACCAGCCGACCGAACCGUUGGAACGGGGUUCGUCAGUAACUUUU
Molecule: messenger RNA, 1766 nt
Organism: Anopheles nili
Lineage: Eukaryota; Metazoa; Arthropoda; Insecta; Diptera; Culicidae
Product: SET domain-containing protein SmydA-8-like
Exons: 4
Coding region: 1-1551 (516 amino acids)
Molecular function (GO): protein binding
Source: RefSeq, a predicted model, not a curated record